AACUUUCAGCCGAAUGUUAAGGACAACCCCCAACUCCUUGAUCUUGUACAGUCUCGUUGUUCGCCCUCAUCUCAGGCGCCUUUCUCCGCCCCCUCCUGCAGCAGCUUAGUCUCGCCGACGAUGCAGGCGAGGCGCUGGGGGAUCUCAAACACACCUAAUGCAUUUCCAAUGGGGGACCUCAUAGCUUGCUAAGUCCAUUAUUUUUACAGUCAAUGGUCUCAACACGCGCUUCGCGGAAGUUCCUCCUCCACGACUCCACACACGCCUCGAAGCCUCGAAACAGAACGUCACAUCAACCACUGAUAACCACAAAAUGCGCAAAGAAGAUGAUGAAGAUGACAAUGAAGAUAAAGCUUAUUGCCUCAUCUCUGUCCCCACCCUUUCCUAAACUCCUACACCUCAGCCUCCUCCAGCUUCUCCUGUCAGUGAAAGCCUGGACUCAGAGAGAACAAAAUCUGGAAAUAUUUUUUCCAUAAAAAACAGACAAGGCUUAAAGAGAGAUUGUUUCUAACACAAAGGUCCUUGUAAAGAUGUCAUCGGUUCAGGAGGAGGAAGAGUUGCCUGCCAACCACACAGGUCCAAAAGGGGUGAUCAAUGACUGGCGAAGGUUUAAGCUGGACAGUGUGGACCAAAAUGUCCCUCAAAGAAAGCGAGAGCUACUGAGACAAAUGUCCAAUCCUCGAGAUGACGACAAGGAAAGAGUCAACAGAAAGAUGAGUGUGCAGGAGUACGAGAUGAUCCAGGACGAGGACGAGCGUUGCCUGAAACGCUAUAGGAAACAGUGCAUGCAGGACAUGCACGAGCGCCUGAGCUUCGGUCCAAAGUUUGAAUGUGUCCACGAGCUGGAGAGCGGAGAAGCUUUCCUGGAGGUGAUAGAGAAGGAGCAUCGGCUAACCCUGGUGGUAGUUCACAUCUACCAACAUGAUGUCAAAGGCUGUGAGCAGAUGAACUCAUGCUUGGACUGCCUGGCAACAGAGUAUCCCACUGUUAAGUUUUGUCGCAUUGAUGCCGUGGCAACAGGAGCUGCAGAGCGCUUCUCCUCUGAGGUCCUUCCCACCUUGCUGGUGUACAAAUCUGGUGAACUACUGGGUAAUUUCUUGUCCAUCACCAAACACUUCAAUGAAGAGUUCUUUGCAACAGACGUGGAGGCGUUCCUCAAUGAAUACGGCCUCUUACCUGAGAAAGAGUUUGCUGCGUGUGCUGAUGAGGAAGAGGAUGCUGCGGAUGUGGAGUGAAAAAAGGGGAGGGGGCAAAUUAAACUCUGUUUUAUCAAAAUGAGAAUUGGAAGGAGGGGCUGAUGUAUGUAUGUUGACAGUGUUUCAGUCAGUACACACACAUAAGGACACAAAGUACAGAAUAGUUAACAUCCAACAGCAGUUGUAUUUAGGGGUAACUAGGUGUGAAUCAUCAGGUGUGGGGCAGCAUGUGUGAAAACACAGCUUUAAAGUCAUAUUAUAGCUCUCCAAUAAAUUGUCUUUACCAAUU
This is a messenger RNA of Oryzias melastigma (Indian medaka), 1485 nucleotides long. RefSeq names its product phosducin a (gene pdca). Lineage: Eukaryota; Metazoa; Chordata; Actinopteri; Beloniformes; Adrianichthyidae. The coding region runs from base 531 to 1235 and encodes 234 amino acids. Gene Ontology annotation, biological process: regulation of G protein-coupled receptor signaling pathway. The transcript has 7 exons. The record is from RefSeq and is a predicted model, not a curated record.